AUGCCACCAAAGUUUGGCCGGCGUGCGGGAGGGGUGGACAGUGGCAACAUCGACGAUGCCGCUGCUGGUGUUUUAUCCCAAAAAAUUGCUACUGAAGCUGAUAGGCAGCGGCUGCCGGAUGAGGUUGUGUACAAGGAUAAGCUUCACAACCUUGACGACGGUGUUGACGGGCAGGCGCACGAACAGACUGCUCGCCAGGCUGUGGAGGAGAAGGAACAGCUUGUCAAGCGUAUCGCAGAAGCGCCUGUGGGUUACACCCACGUGAUGCCCAAACUCGCUGAAUUAGACCUGUCAAGUCUGUGGAACGACUUUCUGAGUACUAUUCAUCAGGACUUUGACAUCUCCGCACUCACCUCCUGUCUCUCACAGCAGCUAGAUGAUGAAGAUGUGACGUGGAACCCGGAUAUGCUGCUUGUGCAGCUGACAUCGGACAUGUUGGAUGCUGCUGAAAGUGGCGACAAUGCCCCACUUGCUUCUGACCCUGCAGCACUGGAGGCGACUAGCGAGGCACGACGGCAACAUAAGAAGUUUCUGGAGAAUGCCGACGAGGUGAUUGCGCCAACGCGGGGUCGCCGACACCGAUCUUCCGCCGGGGUGGAAGGACAGGCAACGCCAGAAAAUGCGUCACACAUUCCUUUCUCAAGGGAGGCGGGUGAGAUGGCUUCUUCAGAACACCCAGAGAAGCAUGCUGAGCGGACGCUCAGAAAAGAGAGCCACCGCAACGACAGAGAGCUACGGGCAAAGGACCCUACUGUGGGUGCUGCCCCAACUGAUCGUUCAACACGAGCCAAUGCUCCACUAGCUGGAGACGCAAAUCGAAAGACAUCGGAGAAGAAAGCAAAGGAGAAGGGAUCUCGUACACGCAGGUCGGUAUCUGGUAGGAGUGACUUGCCAACCAAGGCGGAGAAAAAAUAG
This is a messenger RNA of Trypanosoma rangeli, 915 nucleotides long. RefSeq lists its product as uncharacterized. NCBI's taxonomy places the organism in Eukaryota, Euglenozoa, Kinetoplastea, Trypanosomatida, Trypanosomatidae. The record is from RefSeq and is a predicted model, not a curated record. Gene Ontology annotation, cellular component: intraciliary transport particle A. The coding region runs from base 1 to 915 and encodes 304 amino acids. The transcript has a single exon.